Strongylocentrotus purpuratus (purple sea urchin) is the source of this 2149-nucleotide messenger RNA. It is a transcript of the gene fbxo15, whose product is annotated as F-box only protein 15. NCBI's taxonomy places the organism in Eukaryota, Metazoa, Echinodermata, Echinoidea, Camarodonta, Strongylocentrotidae. Gene Ontology annotation, molecular function: protein binding. The record is from RefSeq and is a predicted model, not a curated record. The transcript has 16 exons. Bases 76 to 1746 code for a protein of 556 amino acids.
CUGGAGAUGUAGACGCUGUCAAAUCAAACUAAGAAGACAAGCCGAUGAAUCGAAGCAUGCUUUAUCUUUGUCAGAAUGGCUGAUGCCAGCAGCCCCAGCAGGCAUGGGAGAGACUUGGCUGAUUAUCUGGGGAAACACAGAAGACAACAGAAACAAGGAUAUGCAUCUCCCAAGAAAAGUGCUCAAGUAUCCAGAGAUACACAAGAGAUGCCUCGUCUUGAAAAACUUCGGCUCAGAGAUGCAUCACCCCCAUCAUCAUCCUCCUCCUCCCCAUCAAGAGGAGCAAGAAUAAAACCAAUGCUCGAUUCUUCAUCUCAGUCAGUCAAGAGGGGUACCUCUGCUCCCCUUCCAGCCAAUGGAAGGGGCAGGGGACGAGGGGUGAGACCUGUGGGCAGACUUAAUCAACAGCCAGUCAGGAGCUUCAAGAGAAAGGCUACUAUGGACGACCUGCCAACAGAAGUCCUGUUACAUGUAUUCAGCUUCCUGCCUCCCAGUGACCUUUUGACCUGUGUGUGCAUCAAUCGACAAUGGAUGGAGCUUGCCAGUGAUAAUGUACUUUGGCAGCCCCUCUAUCAACGCUAUGCAACUCGGCCAUCAAGCAAGACGCCAUCGACCAAGAAGGAGACUAAACCCAACCUAGUCUACUCCCUACAUGCCGACAUCAGGUGGAAGAAAGCUUGCAUAAAAGAAUGUAUUGAGAAGAGAAAUUCACGUAUCUCAACUUUACUCAAGAAGAAACACCCAUUCUCUUUUCUGCCUGCCAACACAGAGAAGACGAUUCAAAAGCUUGGCAUUCAGUGGCAACUGGUCUUCACAGACGCCAACAAGACUGAACACCGCUUCAACCAUUCCGAUGCAUUCCACUUCCACACCUCAUCCUCUGUCAGAUGGUACAGCCUUGACCCUCCUCCCGUCACCUCCCUAAGAUGCCUGGCCAUCUAUGCACAAGCACCCAUCUUCUUCAAUAAAGAUGGGUCGGCUGCUAAGAACAGUCCAUGCCAACGUGCUCUACUACUAGAACAGAGAAUCAAACCAAGUGACCUUACCAAACACCCAAUCGUUAAGAGUGACGCUAUCAACGUGUAUACUAUCGAUGGAGGAAUCAUAUUAGCAACAUGGAAGGAAGGAGGGGAGGUGGCCUUUGUCUCUUUAUGUCUUCACCAUCAUGGUAUCAUACAACGUGCUGUCUACGGAACAUCAGAAAGAAUGCAUAUCCCUGCUGCCAUCAAACCAAAACCUGAUGACGUGGAUUCUGAAUAUGGUUUACAUGAUUACACCUGUAUCAUGGAGUUAAGAAACCAGAGGACAUCAUUCUGGAGUCAACAGUUCUUGAGACUACACGCAAACAAGCAAGAAAAGGUUGAUGGCUUUAUAAGAUUCAGCCCUGUGAGAGGGGAUGUCUUAACUGAUCACUCUUAUACCACCAAGAAGAUACAGUUUCCAUGGAAGACGGAUGUAUUUAAGGGAAUUAUCCAGGAUUUUGCUGUACUAGAUUGCACCAUCUUUGACGAGUUCCAGCAACUAAUGUGGUGCAUCAGUUCUCCUGUAAUGAUAUCACCUGAUGAAAAUGCACCUGUUACUAUGGAGUAUGAUGGAGAGCCCUACGUCAUUAAUCAUUCAGCUCACAAGGGUCAUGUGGAGAUACGCACGUUCUGGAUCCCUGAUCGUGGGCAGCACAUCAUGGUCGCUGUAAACAUCGAUAUAGCCGUGAAGACGAUCAAUGAUUGGUUUGGAACCCGCUACUAGCAUCCUGCGUGUCCCACAGUUCUCUGAUGGUGCAUUAGCUGGCAUAGUUCAUCUCUUCUUUCAUUCCAUCACACCGUGGUCGCUGUCAACAUGAAUAUAGCCGUGAGGACGAUAAAUGAUUGGUUUGGAACUCACUACUAGCGUCCUGCGUGUCACACAGUUCUCUGAUGGUACAUUAGCUGGCAUAGUUCAUCUCUUCUUUCAUUCCAUUUCAGUACUAGAAAAUAAUGCUCAAAUGUCUACCGAUGUUACAUUGUGUGUAGGUUCAUUGCCGUCCUCGGAGCAUAAUAGUAAACCGAGAAUUUUGUCAGUUUACGAACAUUAUACAUCUUGACGUGUAGCUUUAAAAGAUAUUAAGUGUGUGAUUUGUAAUACAUAGAGAUAUAUAUAUUUAUAAGUGUAA